AUGGCAUGUAAAUCGCGUGCUAGACUUAUCCUUGGCGUAGGAGUCUUCUCUUUGAUCUGGUGGGUGUUCUUCCUGCCCGUGCCGCAUAGUGGCGGCUUCCAUGAAAUCACGAGCGCGCCGCUCCCGCCGCUAGACUUUUUAAAGGCGACCACGGAUCGCGACCAGAGACAUGCAGAGUACUACACCUCCAAGGUGGCGCGUGAGUUUUGCGCCGCGCAUGGGUUCUCGGUUUUCAAGCCGCGCAGAGUUUCCGGUGAGCGCAAAGUAUACGACCUCGUCAUGGUGAAUUCGGAACUGGACUUUCUCGAGAUUCGGCUCAACACGAUAUACGACCAUGUCGACUAUUUUAUCAUUGUGGAGUCGCCGAAGACAUUCCAGGGCGAGGACAAGCCCCUUAUCAUCAAGGAAAACUGGGGCAAGUUCCGUCGCUACCAUGAUAAGAUGAUUUAUCAUGAGUUACAGUUUCCAACCACGUUCAACCCGCAUCGUGCGUGGGACUAUGAAGACUUGCAGCGGGACGCCAUGUACGAGCAGGUUAUGCUUGGAUUGAAGGGGCAAAGGUUUCCGGUUCAAGGGGACGUCAUUGUGGUUGCCGACGUUGACGAGAUCCCCCGUCCGCAAGCGCUACUCGUGCUACGCUCUUGCAACUACCACCGACGCCUCACGCUCGCUUCUAAAUUCUACUACUACUCCUUUCAGUUCCUACACACUGGACCGGAAUGGCAGCACCCGCAAGCAACGUACUACGAAGGAUCACGCACCCUCAAGCCCACCAACCUGCGCAAUGGGGAUGGCGGGUUUGCCCCAUUCCGCGGCCGAGAAAAGGGCGUGUUGAAUAACGCAGGGUGGCAUUGCAGCAGCUGCUUCGCGACAAUAGAGCAGUUCCUUAACAAGAUGGCCAGCUUCUCCCACGGGUGGAUGAAUGCUGAACCGUAUCGAGACAAGGACAGGAUCGCGGCGGCGGUGAGAGAAGGGAGAGAUGUAUGGGAGAGGCAGCAGGACACAUUUACCAGGCUUGAUGAGAACAAGGACAUGCCUCCGCUGGUGCUCGAGGAGCCAAAGCGCUUUGGCUACAUGACGAAUCGGGAUGGACCUUCAGCAGGGUUUACGGACUAUCUACAACCGGAUAAAUAGCCAAAGGAAGAAUUUAGGAGUAUAUCUUGACAUCGAGG
Molecule: messenger RNA, 1172 nt
Organism: Purpureocillium takamizusanense
Lineage: Eukaryota; Fungi; Ascomycota; Sordariomycetes; Hypocreales; Ophiocordycipitaceae
Product: Beta-1,4-mannosyl-glycoprotein 4-beta-N-acetylglucosaminyltransferase
Exons: 1
Coding region: 1-1134 (377 amino acids)
Biological process (GO): N-acetylglucosamine metabolic process; protein N-linked glycosylation
Cellular component (GO): membrane
Molecular function (GO): beta-1,4-mannosylglycoprotein 4-beta-N-acetylglucosaminyltransferase activity
Source: RefSeq, a predicted model, not a curated record